Molecule: messenger RNA, 5254 nt
Organism: Crotalus tigris (Tiger rattlesnake)
Lineage: Eukaryota; Metazoa; Chordata; Lepidosauria; Squamata; Viperidae
Gene: SETD5
Product: SET domain containing 5
Exons: 26
Coding region: 451-4893 (1480 amino acids)
Molecular function (GO): protein binding
Source: RefSeq, a predicted model, not a curated record
CCUGCUGAGGAGGAGCUGUUGGCUGCUCACUGUUGCCGCGGAGGGGGAGGGGCCGUAGCUGUUGCUCUGUGGAGCUGAGCUUUCCGUCCGGCCAGCUCUCUAGGAAACGCCGUGGCGCCGAGCAGGGCCUAGCGCCGGGGGCCCGAGCAACGGGCCGGACAGAUUAACUUCCAACAAGCUGAGAAUAUUUUGCAGAAUGAGUAGACUGCCAUGUUCAGCAUUGGUGUUUCCAAUAUAUACCUGCACAGUAACUGUGGACCUGUCCUGAGUAUAAUCCCAGGAUUCACUUGAUUGACUUACUGAUAUGAAGCAUGAAGUAGAAAUGAGGAUGGCGGCUUUUUAACUUGUUUACCCAUGUCCGUGACGUGUUGGCCGAGGCUUUGCGGCUGCUCCCCGCCCUUGGAGCUGCCAGUCACUACCCUUUGGACUCCGUGAUCCCUGACAAACGUCAUGAGCAUUGCAAUCCCUCUGGGAGUCACUACACCAGAUACAUCUUAUUCAGAUAUGGCUGCUGGAUCUGACCCAGAGUCUGUCGAAGCUAGCCCAGCUGUUAGUGAGAAGAAUGUGUAUGCAAAUCACGGCUACGGGGCCUCCCAGAGGCACAGCUACCGAGGGCUGCCUUAUGCAGAUCACAAUUAUGGAGCUCCUCCUCCUCCGACCCCUCCUGCUUCUCCCCCUGUCCAGACCAUCAUCCCCCGUGCAGAACUGAAUGGCCUGCACCCUCACGAUGAGGAGAAUUCUGGUGAGACUGAGAGCUCUUCUGAGGCAGAAUCUAUUCCUAGCUGGUGUCACUGCAGUCUCUCCCAAGAUGGCUUCCUCAUCAAGUGUGAAAAAUGCAGGGGAAUUGGCAGGGGGAAAGUAAUCAGAUUUCGUCGCCGGAAACAAGACAACGUGUCAGGUGGAGAUAGCAGUGCAACAGAGAGCUGGGAUGAGGAGCUAUCUCCCUCCACAGUGUUGUAUACUGCUACACAGCACACUCCUACGAGCAUCACUCUGACAGUCAACCGAGUCUGUAGAACGAAACCUAAAAAGAGAAAAAGGAACACAGAGAGAGCUCGCACAGCACCAAAAGCUAAAAAAAUCAAGGCUUUUAGAGAAGGUUCACGGAAAUCUUUGCGGAUGAAGAAUUCUCCUUCAGAAGCCCACGCCCUGGAUGAGAAUACCACAGAGGGGUGGGAAAACCGCAUUAGACUCUGGACCGAUCAGUACGAAGAAGCCUUCACAAACCAAUACAGCGCCGAUGUGCAAAAUCUCCUAGAGCGUCAUCUAAAUGCUAAUAAAGAAUUUGCGGGCAAGGCGGCUGUGCUGGACACAAUCAAUAAGACUGAACUGGCCUGUAACAACACGGUCAUCGGAUCCCAAAUGCAGCUUCAGCUGGGGAGAGUAACAAGAGUUCAGAAGCACCGAAAGCUUUUGAGGGCCGCGAGAGAUUUGGCUGCGGAUACCCUUAUAAUUGAAUAUCGUGGGAAGGUGAUGCUAAGGCAGCAGUUCGAGGUCAAUGGUCAUUUCUUCAAAAAGCCGUAUCCCUUUGUGCUGUUUUACUCCAAAUUUAACAGUGUUGAGAUGUGUGUGGAUGCCCGCACUUUUGGAAAUGAUGCCAGAUUCAUCAGGCGUUCCUGUACACCAAAUGCAGAGGUUCGUCACGUGAUUGCAGAUGGGAUGAUUCACCUGUGCAUAUAUGCAAUUGCUUCCAUUGCCAAAGAUGCAGAGGUCACCAUUGCCUUUGAUUAUGAGUACAAUAUCUGCAAUUAUAAAGUGGAUUGUGCCUGCCACAAAGGAAACCGGAAUUGUCCUGUGCAAAAGCGGAGCCUGAACCCUGUAGAACAACUACCUCCACCUAUUCUGGACACUCUGAUCGGAGCAGAAACUAGGCGCCGGAAAGCCCGUCGUAAGGAACUGGAGCAGCAGGGUGCAGCCUCAGAUGAGAACAGCAAUCCCCAAACCGAGGAAGUCUCUGAGGGUCCCGCUGCAGUGAGUGAUAAUGAGGCUGCAGAUAAGGAAGAGAAGCCAGAAGAGGAGAAGGAGGAAACUGCUGCCGAUGAGCUGGGUGGUCUCAGUCAUGGCAGACGGACCCGAGAAGAUAGAAAGGUGGAAGCUAUCAUGCAUGUAUUUGAGAAUCUGGAAAAGAGAAAGAGGAGGAGAGAUCUGCCAUCGUCAGACAGGAGCAGCACAGAUGCAGAGGUAGUGGUUACUGCAGAGACCCCAGAACCAGAAGAAGCAAAACCUGUGCCAAAUGAAAAUGAAGAUAACAGUUUGGCUUUAAAUGUAUCCAUGGCAAGUGCUCCGACCUGUGUCAGCAGCGUUGGGGUAAACACCCGGAGAUCUUCACAGGCUGGGGAGACAAGUGCAGAUAAACCAGUCCCUAAACCGGCACCACCAAAAACACCACGGCCCAGGCCCAAAAGCCGUUUCUCGCGUUAUCGGAGCAGCUCAGCACAGCGACUAAGAAGACAAAAACAAGCUGCCAGUGCCCAGCAGUCUGAACUCUCUCAAACUGCUCCAGAGGAAGGAAGUGGUACCAGCACAGCAGCAGCAGCGGAAGUGAGCGGGGCAGAGGGCCCAGGAGAAGGGAGGCCACCGGUGGUGAACUCUGAUCCAGUUGUGACGGCUGCGUCAGGAUCACAGGCCAACCGGGCAGCACCCAAAUAUCCUAAAACAAAAAAGUAUCUGGUUACAGAGUGGCUGAACGACAAAGCAGAGAAGCAGGAGUGCCCCAUUGAGUGCCCUUUACGUAUCACCACUGACCCAACUGUCUUGGCUACCACCCUGAACAUGUUGCCAGGCCUUGUUCAUUCCCCACUCAUUUGUACCACCCCGAAACAUUAUAUCCGUUUUGGCUCUCCCUUCAACCCAGAAAGGCGAAGGCAGCCAUUUCAGCUGGAUGGGAAUUACAGCUCGUGUAAAAAGCGUUGGAUGAAGCAGGCUCUGGAAGAAGGAAUGACUCAGACCUCACCUGCUUCCCAGGAGAACAAAGCCCAGUGUCUAUACCAAAGCAAUGAGAGUAGUAGUGUUUCUGGCAUUUGCACAGAAAAUACAGAUGUGUUGAGCCCUCUGAAGAAGUGGAAGUCUCGCUAUCUGAUGGAACAGAGUGUUACUAAAUUAUUGAGGCCACUGUCUCCUGUCACUCCUCCGCUUCCUGACUCCCUGCUUCCAGAUUCACUGAGCCCACACCUAACUACGUCCUCCUCGUCGAUGCCGGGAGAGGAGGAGAGUCGCAGUGGCUGUGGUGUGAUCUUCUCCCCAAUUCCCUCCUUGGCUGCUAGUCGCUGCAAUACUCCACUACAGUUUGAGAACGUAUCCUCCCCUGAGAGUACCCCUGCGCAUAGGCCCGAGUCCCUGUCGCCCGAGCUCUGCCUCAGGACAGACCUGGACACACCAAAGGCAGGAUACCUGGACGCCGAUGCUCACAACUGCCUAGAGAGACCUUCGUUACUUGCCACGGGGCAUUCUGAUCCAGCGUCCCAGCCCUCCGAUACCAGCUUCCUGGGAAAGAGCGGGGAGUCCCAGACUCUGCUCAGAAACUCUGACCAAGCUUUUCGGACAGAGUUUAACCUAAUGUAUGCCUUUUCCCCUUUGAACGCGAUGCCCCGGGCCGAUGGAUUAUUAAGAGAGUCUCCCCAGAUGGCCGAUGGGAAGCUUCUGAAUCCAGAUACGGGCAGCUGCAGUUCUCCUGCAGAGGGAUACUUUGGCAGACACGAGCAGGCCAUUCUUAAAGAGGCAGUACAUGGCCCAGCGGCCCAUUGUGGUGAGAGAACUUGUGAAGGAGUCAAAGUUGCCCCCCAGAACCCUCCACAGAGAAAAAAGGUAUCUCUGCUGGAGUACCGCAAACGAAAGCAAGAGGCCAAGGAGGGAGGGGAUUCUGCCAGAUGCACAGUGACAGCUAAUCGACUAAGUAGCAGCAGCAGCAGCAGCUCUGGGGCAGAUGUGGACGUUGGUGCUGUGCCAGGCUCCGGGGGUCACACCCUAUCGUCUCCACAACAUGGCUUCUCCCCCUCACACUCCUCCCUGACUCACCUGGAGGAAGUGAGCCCCCCGGAGCCAAGAGCAACUGGUCACUGCAAACCGCAUGACAGCAUCAGCAGUCGGUGGAUGGUGCCCACUUCUGUUGAGCGACUUCGAGAAGGACGUGGCAUUUUGGAGAAGGUUUUACGUAGCAGUGCUAAAAUAUGUCCGCGAGGAGAACCCUCGCCUUCUCGAGACAGCGUAGGAGAGAGAGAAGUAGAUGCUGUAGAAGGAGACGUAUCAGAAUCGGUCAGUUCUUCCUUCAAGGGCCCAGCUGUUUACAGUCCUUCUCGAUACAGCUACCAGCUCUUGCAGUCUGACAGUCCACGUACAGAAUCUCAGACUCUUCUUCAGAGCUCCUCACCGUACCGAGGACAUCCUAUUCCAUCCCCUGGAUACAGCUACCGGCCUCAGUCCCAGAGAAGCGGACACCUUCCCUCCCUCAGCUCUUCGGAAUCCUCCAUGUCCUCCACCCCGUCGGGCUCCACGGACUCUACGGCUCUGUUUGCAGGGACCUCUGGGUAUUACAGCAACCAGCACCAUCCUGUCAGCGGAGUCUUGAAGAAGAACUGUCCCACCACCGCUGCUCCUAGUCCUGCCCAUUCGACAGUUGCAGACUGUUUGCCGUCCUCUGAAUCAGGGUCGCAUCCCUGCAUGGGAACUGCCAGCUGCACUUCUUCCUCCAGGCCCCCUCAGUCGGACUUACGGACUAUCAACCCUCCCGCUUCCGGGCAACCCGCUCUCUACCCGAGCUCCAAAGCCACCACCGCCACCGCAGCACUUUCCAACUCGCAGCACUACUCCCACCGAGGGGGAGGAGGCAGCAUUCACCCGUACAGACUGCAGCAGCUUCCAGGGUCAGGCGUAAAGACUCAGACAGGCCUUUCAUAGGGCAGGACUGAAUUGCCUACUGUUCCUUCCAGCAGUAGCUUGAAAGGAAGGAUGCUGGAACGGCGAAGGGCCAGAGGCCGAGGCUUCGGGAUGUACAAGCGAGCGAAAGCACUGCCAGCCACCCCCUGGCCCUGAAAACGAGGAGAAAGUGGCGGCGGCAGCGGUGGAAGUGGCAGCGGUGGUGGCGGCAGAGCCUGUAGCAAAGCAUCGCCACGAUGCCUGGGUACGUUGUAGAGAAAGCAAAUGGGUGCUGAGUGGCAUGGCCUCUGUCUCCUGCCUGUGCCCUUAGUUUGUAGUCACCUGGGCAGGUAGGUAAGCUUGAAUAAGAAACCGUGCAAAUCAGAACAUUAGGGAAGGGCGA